Aspergillus saccharolyticus JOP 1030-1 is the source of this 1496-nucleotide messenger RNA. Its product is annotated as DNA-directed RNA polymerase I subunit RPA43. Gene Ontology annotation, cellular component: RNA polymerase I complex. Gene Ontology annotation, biological process: DNA-templated transcription initiation. The record is from RefSeq and is a predicted model, not a curated record. Bases 60 to 1496 code for a protein of 478 amino acids. Lineage: Eukaryota; Fungi; Ascomycota; Eurotiomycetes; Eurotiales; Aspergillaceae. The transcript has a single exon.
AGUCUACUCUGUACCCCUGAUUGCGACGCAGCGCUUCCAUUGCGCUCUUCACAGUCACAAUGGCUAUUGACGCGAUGGAGAUUGAUUCACAAAUUGCUUCUCCGGCAUUAAACCGUUCGCCGGAGAAGGAGCGCAAACGCAAGCACAAGGACACUUCAUCCCCGUCGAAAAAGAAGCGCAAGCACACAAUCACCGAUGAACAAGCGACUCCGAUGCCCAUUCGUGAUAAGAAAAGCAGCAGCAGCAGCACAAGCAAGAAGUCAUCAUUGAAGAGCCAGAAGAAGUCCACAAAUGCGCCUGCCGAAAGCUCCCCCUAUACUCUCACCACCGCAACCCUCUACCUCCCACUAUCACCCAUCUCCAUUUCUCCAACCCAUGCGCAGGCCUCUCUCAUGGCCGAGCACCUCUCCCCGCUGCUUCUUACCUACUACCCACCACUUCAGGGUAUUGUCCUGGCUUAUUCCAAUGUCACGAUUUCCAGCACGCCCCCCAAUAGCCCGGAGUCCGCGGCCGCGGCCGCAGCCACCGAAGACCACCCGCAACCCCUCACUCUGGCCCGCACCGCCGGCGAGUACGGAGUUCUCUAUGUCUACCUCACUGCCACCUUCCUUGUUUUCCGUCCGCAGCGCGGUCAACUCCUGGAGGGCUGGGUCAAUGUACAAUCGGAGGGUUUCCUCGGCGCCAUCGCCCUGAACCUCUUCUCCGUCGGUAUCGAACGGAAACGCCUCCCCUCCAACUGGAAAUGGAUUCCGCCAGGUGACGAGCAGGAAGUCGAGUCAAGCACUGCUACCACGACCACCACCAUUUCUACCACCAAUAACACAUCCAGUGACGAUACCAAGCGAUUCCCAUCCUCAGAUGAUGACGACGAUGACGAGUCGGAUUCCGAAUCCAAGCCUAAAUUCGAUCCCGAACUCGAGCACUUUACUCCCGUGACCCUUGCGUCCGACGCCAACCCCCUCAACCCCUCUAACUCAAACCCCAGCACCGACCUGUCUGCCAUCAAUGACCCUACUACCGCCGCCAAUGCCAACCACGAAGACGACGACGAGGUAGAGGGCUACUUCCAAUCCGUCUCAGGCCACCGCGUGCGCGGCACGAUCAAGUUUCGCGUUGUCGACAUCGACGUCAUUCCCGGCUCCGAACGGGACCGCGGGUUCAUCAGCAUUGAGGGCACAAUGCUCACCCCGGAGGAGGAAGUCCAGGUUCUGGAGGACGAGCGGAACGGAAUCCUGUCGUCCGCUGGACCGGGCUCCAGCAGACGACACGGGAGCGUCGACACCCCCUCGGUCUCAUUCACCGUACCGCUUGGUGCUGCCAAAACGGAUCGAGUUGAUGAACUCCGGGACGUCGACGACCAGGAGAAGGAGGAAAUCGCUGCGGUCGACACUCCCUCCAAGUCCACUAGUAGCACCAAAAUCAAGAAGGAGAAGAAGAGCAAGUCCUCCUCUUCAUCCGUUAAAAAAGAGAAGAAGGAGAAGAAGUCUAAGGAUUAG